GGAAGAUAUGGGUGAGGGAAGCUUUAUAUGUCUCAUAACUUUAUUGUUGUUGUCGAAUCAGUUUGGAAGUGUUAAUACAUUCUUAUAUUUUGAUACGGAGUGUGUACAAUGGAAAAUUAUUCUCGGCAUUUUAUCUUCUUUACUCCUAUCAGGACAAAACGUUUCAGAUGAAAACCUUGCGAUUGUUAUAACAGUGAUCUUUUUUAUACCAUGCCCAAAUAUUCAAGGAACAGAUCCGAACAACUCUAGAACUAGAUCACUAGCAUCAGCGGAAAUCAUAACCAGUGACAAGAGUUCUAUAUCCACUGUAACUCCUGUCGCGCCUAAUUCUCUCCUGACGUCUGCUACCCCUACCACGCCAAACGUCCCCUCCACGUCCGUCCACCCAGUCACUACUGUGACCCCUUACCCAAUCAUUCCAGUAUUAUAGAAAUUCCAAUUUACAUUAUAAUGAGAAGCUGAUGGUCGUUCAAAUAUAAGGUCUAAU
Messenger RNA from Saccostrea cuccullata (small rock oyster), 487 nucleotides. RefSeq lists its product as uncharacterized. The record is from RefSeq and is a predicted model, not a curated record. Lineage: Eukaryota; Metazoa; Mollusca; Bivalvia; Ostreida; Ostreidae. The coding region runs from base 8 to 430 and encodes 140 amino acids. The transcript is spliced from 3 exons.